UCAUUUGAGGUCAGGAGUUUGAGACCAGCCUGGCCAACAUGGUGACACCCCUUCUCUACUAAAAAAAAAAAUACAAAAAAAAUUAGCCAGCGCUUGUAAUCCCAGCUGCUUGGGAGGCAGAGGCAUGAGAAUCACUUGAACCCAGGAGGCAGAGGUUGCAGUGAGCCCAGAUUGUGCCACUGGACUCCAGCCUGGACGAAAGAGACCCCCUCUAAAAAAAAAAAAAAAAAAAAAAAAAAGGCAUCCAAGGCAGUGGGACAUCUGACUUCUGAAUGGGAACCUUUAUAGCACCAGCGACCAAAGAGAGAAUUAAAUAUGGGGGAUGUUGAAAAAGGCAAGAGAUUUUUUGUUCAGAACUGUGCCCAGUUCCACACUGUUGAAAAGGGAGGCAAACACAUGGCUGAGUCAAAUCUCCAUGGUCUCUUUGCGGGGAAGACAGAUCAGGCCAUUGGAUUCUCUUAUACAGAGGCCCAUAAGAACAAAAGCAUCACCUGGGGAGAGGAUACACUCAUGGAGUAUUUGGAGAAUCCCAAGAAGCACAUCCCCGGAACAAAAAUGAUCUUCGCAGACAUGAAGAACAAGGCAGAAAGGGCGGCCUUGAUAGCUCAUCUCAAAAAAAGCUACCAAUGAAUAAUAACAGGUCACUGUGUUAUUUGUUACAAGACAAAUAUUUCAUGACUUUUUAAUUUGUACCAUAACUUAACAGAUCUCAUACACAAGAAUUCAGAUAAUGAAUGACUGACAGAAUAUUUUUGUUGGGCAGUCUUGAUUUAACCACGACUGGCUUGUGGUUAAAUGGUUAAAUGAAUAUGUUUGGUUUUUUAAUUUAAUUUUAUUUUUUUGAGAUGGAGUUUUGCUCUUGUCGGCCAGGCUGGAGUGCAAUGGUGCGAUCUCAGCUCACUGCAACAUCUGUCUCCCCUGUUCAAGUGAUUCUCCUGCCUCAGCAUCCCAAGUAGCUGGGAUUACAGGUGCCCACCAUCACG
Pongo pygmaeus (Bornean orangutan) is the source of this 983-nucleotide messenger RNA. RefSeq names its product cytochrome c-like. The transcript has a single exon. Bases 316 to 630 code for a protein of 104 amino acids. The record is from RefSeq and is a predicted model, not a curated record. Gene Ontology annotation, molecular function: electron transfer activity; heme binding. Lineage: Eukaryota; Metazoa; Chordata; Mammalia; Primates; Hominidae.